Messenger RNA from Spodoptera littoralis (African cotton leafworm), 1317 nucleotides. The record is from the annotation of a GenBank genome assembly. Lineage: Eukaryota; Metazoa; Arthropoda; Insecta; Lepidoptera; Noctuidae.
AUGACGAGCUUGACUCCGGAAGACAUCAUAUUUCGGCCUCCUAUGGCUCAAUGGGGCAAAGUUAUCAGAGAAGCCGAGAAGAUAGUUGGAUAUCCGACCUCUUUCAUGAACCUGCGAUGGCUAUUAAGCGACGAAUUCGCCAAUUUAGCGAUGCAUUUGCGCACAGUUGUUGGCAUGAAUCACCCCAUCGUCAAGACCGCAAAGAUGCUCCUACACAAUGAACACAACAACCUGCAACCCUGGGGCCUCAUCAUACUCCUACUGUCCAAGGCAGUCAACCCACCAACAUCACUCCUAACCAGCACAGUUACGCAAAACCAGAGAAUAUUAGCCGAACUCACAGAAAUGAUACGAACAGGACACUAUGUACACCGAGGCUUACUAAACAUACCACCGAGUGACCGAAACAAAAGUUGUGACUCAUCAAUAUUUGCCAACAAAAUAGCUAUCCUUAUUGGAGACUAUUUACUUGUAACUGCUAAUGGAAUGUUGGCUAGGCUAAAACAUCAAGACCUUUCAUACUUAAUUUCUACUGCUUUACGUGAUAUAAGUGAAGGAGAGUUUUAUGGGCAUAGAGAUGCACAAAACAUGCCCGUACCAGGCAAACCGGUGCAGAACACAAGGGAUGUGUAUGAGAUAUGCAGUGACACAUUACCAUUAGAAGUGAAAGAUGUUCUCGGUUCACCGGUAAGGGAAUGGACAUUACGGUCAAUGUAUAACGGAGGAUCACUGUUUGGUAGAGGCUGUCAGGGCGCUCUAGUACUAGGCGAACAUGACUUAAAGAAGCAGGAAACCGCUUACAAAUUCGGCUGCCAUCUUUGUUUAGCAUGGCAAGCAGCGACCGAAGUACAAAAGAUGACAUCGGACAAAGAUUCCUUCUCUAUAGUAAGUGCACCAGUUUUAUUUGCUAUUAACGAAAAACCUCAUUUAUACGAACUUGUAGCGAAUAUACAGAAUAUUACAGAGGUGGAUUUAGAAGUAUUGAAAACUGAGGUCUUAAACACAGAUGCUAUAGAACGGACUCGGUUAUUGUAUACAGAGCAUGCGGAUAAAGCGAAGACUUACGUUGAAGAGUUCGACGCAGGCUUUAAGUGGAACUGGGCUGGUCAUGUGUUCCGCAUGUCAGACGAGCAGUGGGCAAAACUUACUACUGAGUGGAGUCCACUCAACGUCAGUAGACGUCGCGGCAGGCCCAAAAGGAGAUGGCGGGACGAAUUAGACAUCUAUGACAAGGAUUGGCCGCAAAAAGCUUUACAUAGAGAGGAGUGGAAGGAGGGUAGGGAGGCCUUUGCCCUGCAGUGGGACGAUCAUGGCUGA